GUGUUGUUUUACACACCAAGUGCAAUAUGCAGAGCUGGUUAGUGGACUGUGGUGCUGUAAAGGAAAUGUUGCCAGUGCAUGUUUCAUGCAUGUGUGAGCAUGUGGUCUGUGAAAUAUCCAGACUGGAGCACUCAGUGAUGGAGAAUCUCAAGCUAAAAAUUGCUUUUUAUCUUUACACCUUUGUACUUAAACAGCAAUACUUACAGAUUCAUAAAAUUGUCAUUGCACACAGAGAUAACUAAUUUCUCAACCACAGUACAUUAUAUAUGGAACCAUCUUUGUGUGUUCUUUGUCAUUAUUUUUAAAAAUGUAGCCUGAAAAAUGAAAGCCUGUAGCUGCUUCUCUGUGCAUUGGACCAAAGGGAGACAUGCAUGGUGUCUCACCUGGAGAGUGUGCAAUCAGGCUGGUGAAGGCUGGUGCCCAGAUUGUGGGAGUCAACUGCCACUUUGACCCCAUGACCUGCGUGGAGACCGUGAAGUUGAUGAAAGAGGGAGUGGAGAAAGCUGGUCUGAAGGCUCACUACAUGGUUCAGCCGCUAGCAUUCCACACUCCUGACUGCUACUGCCAGGGAUUCAUUGAUCUGCCAGAGUUCCCCUUCGCCCUAGAACCCAGAAUCCUAACCCGCUGGGACAUGCAUAAGUAUGCCAGGGAGGCAUACAAGGCUGGCAUCCGAUUCAUUGGUGGCUGCUGUGGUUUUGAGCCCUAUCACAUCAGGGCUUUGGCACAGGAACUGGCCCCUGAAAGAGGCAUAAUACCCGCUGGAUCAGAGAAACAUGGAAUGUGGGGUAGUGGUCUGGAGAUGCACACCAAGCCUUGGGUCAGAGCCAGGUCCUGUCGUGAAUACUGGGAGAAGAUCUUGCCUGCAUCCGGUCGCCCCAAAUCCGCAUCCAUGUCCACACCAGAAGGCUGGGGUGUGACCAAGGGUGAUGCUGAACUGCUUCGGCACAAAGAGGCCACCACCAGCCAGGAAAUGAGGUUGAAAACAAAAGGCCAAAAACUGGGAGGGAAUCCAACAACAACACCAAGAACCAUCUAAUCCGGACCAAACUAGUAUCGCACAUUCAC
Messenger RNA from Haplochromis burtoni (Burton's mouthbrooder), 1065 nucleotides. Its product is annotated as betaine--homocysteine S-methyltransferase 1-like. The coding region runs from base 368 to 1036 and encodes 222 amino acids. The transcript is spliced from 5 exons. Lineage: Eukaryota; Metazoa; Chordata; Actinopteri; Cichliformes; Cichlidae. Gene Ontology annotation, molecular function: zinc ion binding; betaine-homocysteine S-methyltransferase activity. The record is from RefSeq and is a predicted model, not a curated record.